UAUAUCCAAUCUUAUUUGUUUAAGAUAAUUAUUUUCUAGAAAUGUCAUCAUCUUCAUCCGAUGAAGUCGAUGCAAGAUUGGACGAAAUUUGCGAUGAAUACGUGGAAGAAAUAUACAACGACAUAGUGGAGACCCAAACCAUACCACAAAGGACACGUCAGUAUGUUGAACGACACCGCGAAGGAGGACAAGACCAGUUAUGGAAUGACUAUUUCAGCGAAGAUCCGACAUUCUCGACUGCAAUUUUCAGACGCCGUUUUCGCAUGAAUAAGAAUUUAUUCUUGCGUCUUGUUCAUGGCCUAGAAGAGUACUUUCCAUUCUUCCAGCAAAGAAGAGAUGCGACCGGGAGAUGGAGUCUUACGGCACUACAAAAAUGUACUGCUGCUAUUCGACUGCUUGCUUAUGGUAAUGCGGCUGACACCGUUGAUGAAUAUCUCCGACUUGCUGAGACCACUGCACUUUCGUGUUUACAUAAUUUCACAGACGGAAUUAUACAAUUAUUCGGAAAUGAGUAUCUACGACGACCCACACCGGAGGAUCUCCAACGGCUAUUAGAUAUUGGAGAGAAACGAGGGUUUCCUGGGAUGGUCGGGAGCAUUGAUUGUAUGCAUUGGGAGUGGAAAAACUGCCCAACCGCUUGGAAAGGACAAUAUGCACGUGGAUCGGGAAAACCGACAAUUGUCUUAGAGGCGGUAGCUUCUCACGAUCUUUGGAUAUGGCACGCCUUUUUUGGUCCUCCAGGUACCUUAAACGAUAUUAAUGUUCUCGAUCGAUCUCCUGUUUUUGAUGACCUUUUACAAGGUCGAGCUCCGAGGGUAAAGUACAUGGUCAACGGACACACGUAUAAGUUGGCGUACUACCUCACAGACGGUAUAUAUCCAAAAUGGUCGACAUUUAUCCAAUCUAUCACACUCCCACAAACUCCUCAACAUGAGUUAUUUGCUAAAGUUCAAGAAGCAACCCGAAAAGAUGUGGAGCGGGCUUUUGGAGUUUUGCAAUCUCGAUUUGCAAUUGUUAGAAAUCCGGUUAAAACAUUGAACAAAGAAAAGAUAGGGAAGAUUAUGAGAGCAUGUAUCAUACUCCACAAUAUGAUAGUCGAAGAUGAACGGGAUGGAUACUCUCAUAUUGAUAUAUCUGAAUUUGAAGAAGGAGACGCCUCCAGAUGUUCAGAGGUGGAAACCGAGAUGCCAACAAAUCUGAACAAUAUCUUUCCCACUCGGAAUGAUCUUCGUGAUAGGCAAACGCAUGAAAGAUUGAAGAAUGAUUUAAUCCAAAAUAUUUGGAAUAAAUUUGGUGAUGAAGAUUAAUAAUUAUUCUAUAUUUAUGUUAAAUUUUUGUUUUUAUGUUUAAUUAAUGUAUUUUAUGUUUAAUUAUUGUUUUAAUGUAUAAUUAUUGUAUUUUGAUGUUAAGUUAUGAAUUAAUUAAUGUAUUAAUUAAUGUAUUUUUUGUUAAAUUAAUGUAUUUUUUGUUUAUUUAUAUUUCACAAAAAAAAAUAUUUUUUUUCCUAAGGAUUCUAACUUAAGGAUCACCAUUGUACACACUUUUUUAACAAGAGUCCUUAACUAUUCAAAAAAAAAAAAAAAAAAAAUUUUAAUACUUUAAUAAU
This is a messenger RNA of Brassica rapa (field mustard), 1606 nucleotides long. RefSeq names its product putative nuclease HARBI1. The record is from RefSeq and is a predicted model, not a curated record. Lineage: Eukaryota; Viridiplantae; Streptophyta; Magnoliopsida; Brassicales; Brassicaceae.